UCUUACGAAUUGUUUCUUAUUUGUGAAAGCUCGUCGAACGGAAGCAAAUCUCGCUUUUUUACCCUUUUGAAAAAUAAAGGAAAAAGUUCGUAAAAAGCGAAAAAACCCAUCGAAUUAAGCCCGAACGUUAGUGGGAAAGUUCAUAUACCAAAAUGGUUGCCAUUAGCAUUGAUUCAGUGAUUGAUAUCUCUGCCGCGGAUCAGUCCUCGGCUACGUCGACGGGUGUUGCUAUUAAGGAUGAGCUACCAAAUGGUAACUACAUUUUGGUUGCCGUUGACAUCGAUACAACAGGACGCCGUCUCAUCGACGAGAUUGUCCAGUUGGCAGCUUAUACUCCUACCGAUCAUUUUGAACAAUACAUUAUGCCGUAUAUGAAUCUAAAUCCUGCUGCCCGUCAGCGUCAUCAAGUUCGCGUUAUUUCGAUUGGAUUUUUUCGUAUGCUGAAGUCGAUGCAGACCUACAAGAUCAUCAAAUCUAAAUCAGAGGUCGCUGCGCUAAAAGACUUCCUUGACUGGCUGGAUCAGUUAAAAUCGAAAAAUCCAAAUGCGGAUGGCAUUGUCUUGCUUUACCAUGAGGAGCGCAAAUUUAUUCCAUACAUGAUUUUGCAAUCGCUGGUCAAGUACGGCAUGCUCGAUAGAUUCACCAAGACAGUCAAGUCUUUUGUAAACAGCUUCAAUCUGGCCAAGUCCACAGUUGGCGAUACCAAACACUAUAGCCUACGCAAUCUGUCCAAGAUAUUGAGCAAGGCCAAGGAGGAGACCGCCAAGGGCAAUGGCAACGAUAAUGAAGCUGACAGUAACAGUAGCAGCACUGAUAAGCAUGUAAAGAAUGGACUCCAACAAAAGGAGCGAGAUGAGUUCGAUGGCAGUGCCAGCGUCCGUGCCAAGCUAACCUUCAAUGUGGCUUUGCAGCUAAGCAAUUUGGACGUUAGCAGCAACACCGCUGAGCCGGAUUCAUCAGCGGAGGCCUUGAGCAAUCUGUUUAAUGCUCUCAAGCCCUUCACUGAGGCAAUCAGCGGUGAUGUCAAGGAGCUGGACACACAGAAUGUUCAUUUAGAGCGACAAAAUUCGUUUCGUCCCGUCUUCUUGAACUAUUUCAAGACCACGCUCUAUCAUCGUGUACGUGCCGUCAAAUUUCGUAUUGUGCUGGCCGAGAAUGGCUUCGAUCUAACCACGCUUAAUGAUAUUUGGACUGAGAAGCGUACCGAGGGGCUAGAUGCUGCCCUGCAAGGCAUUGCCAGCCUCAAGACCGAAGAUAAAAACGAGCUUGUUGAGCUGCUCGAUAGCUUCUUUGAUCCCAAUAAGGUGACCAUCAAACCGAUCAUUAAGCCAAGCACCAUUCGUCGUCGCAAUAAGCGUAACACGCCCUCUCACAAGUCCGGCGGCGGUGGAAAUGGAUCGCGUUCGGCCAGCGAUGAAUUUGGUGCCGGCGGGGAUAAGUCGCAAAGUUUAUCAUCUGUACCAGAUUCAACCACCAAAACACCGUCGCCUAUCAAGAACAACGGGCGUCCACAGCGCAAACGCAAUUCGCGUCCCAGUCUCAACACCAAGGAGGUGAAGAAUGCCGAGUCACUGAACAAUACUGCUCCGGCUAGCAUCUCCAUGCCCAACUACGUACCCAUUGCGGCCAUCAACUAAAAGGGGCGCGGCGCUACCAAACACAAACAGAAUAACCAAAUAUGAUGAUAAAAAGAAAAUCACAAAAAAUUUGUCACAAAGGCAUCAAGCAACUCUUAGAACAAAAAAUAGUAAAAAAUUUAGAAAAAGAAUAAUGAAGAAGAUGAAGAAAUAAUGGAAAAUAAUAAUAAUAAUACAACAAGCGAAGCGAACUGUUUUCCUUUUUGAAGAACGGCACAGAUUAGAAACAAAUUGCAAUCCCAAAAUUCAAGUGUAAGAAGUUAAAAUUUCAAGUAAUAUAAUUUUUUUUUUUUUUUGCGCAACAUGUACACGUGGCUAUCCCAAUGAUAAUACUCGAGAAUAUAUGUGAAAGGACAUGUUAGUGGAUAUGGAUAAUAUGAAUAUGGAAUAUAUAUAUGUAUAAUUGAUGUGGUCUUGGAUGUCGUUGCCCUAAUUGAAGAAGACUCACAAAAAAUAAUGUGGAUGGAAUACGAUAUUUAGAUCUAUAUAUAUAUACAUAAUUAUGAGAAUAAUAUAUAUAUACAUAUAUGUAUUUAUCAACACAUAUAUGUAUGUAUAUAUAAAUAUGUUUAUAUAUAUAUAAGAAUAUGGAGCAAGUUGACCCGAACUCUGGAAUUUCGUGCUUGGGCUACUGCUGAAACACACAUCUAACCCAACACACACGCCUCAAAUUAAUCGGAAGAAAAACAUGAAGAAAUAGAUCCGACUUUAAAAAUGGUGUAUAGAAGAGAUCAAGCAUUAUAUAUGUAUAAAUGUAUAUACAUAAUUGAAUAUGCUAUCAUCAAAUAUCGUUGCGUUCCAGGCAUAAUUUUCCAAAAUAACAGAAGAAACACAAAUAAAUUGGAAAAAUAUGGGCUCAGAAACGCUUCGAUUUUAAAACAACAUUGGGUAAACCUAGACAAUAAACACAGUGAUAUAUAAACGAAAAUUUAUAUAUGUAAUAUAUAUAUAUAUAUAUCAGGUUACCCAAUGUUCAAAAAAUCUCAUAACGAAGCUUAAUGUACGCACACAUACACAGGAAAAGAAGAAUUGCAACAAACAAAUUUUAAUACGUUUUCCUCGAGAGAAGUACUUAGCGAUCGGACAUCUAUUUGCUAUUACUACAAUGACAAUGUCAACACAAACAACACCAUUAUAUACCAAGUCUGUAAUUCACACAACAUUAAGAGCUCAAACUUAUUUCGCAUAUAAAUUUUAAGGAGAGGAGAAACUAUAGCUGAUAUGAAGAAGAAAAGAAACUGUAAGCACACCUAUAUAUACACAUACGCAGGCAGGCACAUAAAAUAUAUGUAUAUGUAUAUGUUUUAUUUCAAGCUGUAUUUCACACAAUUGUUUCAUGUUUGCACAUAAGUUUUAUUUUGAAUAACAAUACAAAUAAAUGGAAAUCAAGAAUAA
This is a messenger RNA of Drosophila mojavensis, 3032 nucleotides long. RefSeq names its product maternal protein exuperantia (gene exu). Gene Ontology annotation, molecular function: RNA binding; protein homodimerization activity. The transcript is spliced from 5 exons. The coding region runs from base 153 to 1637 and encodes 494 amino acids. The record is from RefSeq and is a predicted model, not a curated record. Lineage: Eukaryota; Metazoa; Arthropoda; Insecta; Diptera; Drosophilidae. Gene Ontology annotation, biological process: bicoid mRNA localization.